AUGCGGCGCAUAAUGAAGAGGCCGCUCCACCUCGCUCCGGUCGGCGCCCGUUACCUGCCGGCCCGGCUCGCCGCACUGCCCGCCACGGCUGACCGGCGCCGCGUCACGGGGCCGUUCAGCGUGGUGCGGCGCUGCAUCCACCGGCAGACCAGCCAGCAGUUCGCCGUCAAGAUCGUCGACGUCGCCAAGUUCACUUCCAGCCCCGGCCUCAGCACCGCAGACCUGAAGCGGGAAGCGACCAUCUGCCACAUGCUGAAACACCCGCACAUCGUGGAGCUGCUGGAGACGUACAGCUCCGAGGGCAUGCUCUACAUGGUCUUCGAGUACAUGGACGGAUCGGACCUGUGCUUCGAGGUCGUCCGUCGAGCCAUGGCGGGUUUCGUCUACAGCGAGGCGGUCGCCAGCCACUACAUGCGCCAGAUCCUGGAGGCGCUGCGCUACUGCCACGAGAACGACAUCAUCCACAGGGAUAUCAAGCCGCACUGCGUCCUGCUCGCCACGAAGGAGAACUCUGCACCCGUGAAGCUGGGCGGCUUCGGCGUCGCCAUCCAGCUGCAGGACGGCCAGAUGAUCAACGGCGAGAAUCUUGUGAGAGAGAGCCGGCCAGGCCUGAGCCCCAUGGGGCGGCUGUAUUACAAGGCAGACCGCGAGGGGCGCAUCGGGACGCCGCACUUCAUGGCGCCCGAGGUGGUGGCGCGGCGGCUGUACGGCAAGCCGGUGGACGUGUGGUCGGCCGGCGUGCUGCUGCACGUGCUGCUGUCCGGCACGCUGCCCUUCCUCGGCACGCGAGACCGCCUCUACGAGUGCAUCUGCCGCGGCCGCCUCCACCUGGAUUCGCCUCAAUGGGAAUUCAUAAGUGACGCGGCGAAAGACCUCGUUCAAAAAAUGCUGACUGUGGACCAUACGCAAAGAAUAACAAUACAAGAAGUGUUAAAUCAUAGGUGGCUAAGGGACAGAGAUAAAAGUGCUACAAAAAUACAUUUAGCGGAUACAGUGGAAGAAAUGAAAAAAUUCAAUGCCAGGAGAAAGCUCAAAGGAGCAGUCUUGGCAGCUGUGUCUUCCCCAAAGUGGACUUCCUUUUACUCGGAUCCAAACAGUGAUGGGUUCUCAGAUUUUGGAGAGGAUGAAGUUACAUCUUCGGGAGCUGUGAGCCUGGUUCUCGAUUCCCUCGACGACAUCCACUGUUUACAAGAAGCGCCCCUCAAUGACCGUGACUUCCUCCAUUCGGUUCUGGAGGAUCGGCAACUGCACGCCCUUCUCGAGCUGUACGACCGCAUCUCGAGCAAGGUGGUGAGCCCGACGCGCGCGCCUCCCAGCGACGCGGUGCAGAAGUGUCGCGAGGUGUGUGAGUGCCUGCGCGAGGUGGAGCGCGCCGCGCCGCCGCCCACGCCCGACACGCGCGCCGACAUCGCCGAGCUGCGCGAACUGCUGGCGCGGCCGCAUCUCAGGACAGCGGCGGCUACUUCAUUUCAGACUACAGCAUAG
This is a messenger RNA of Schistocerca americana (American grasshopper), 1485 nucleotides long. RefSeq names its product peripheral plasma membrane protein CASK-like. NCBI's taxonomy places the organism in Eukaryota, Metazoa, Arthropoda, Insecta, Orthoptera, Acrididae. The coding region runs from base 1 to 1485 and encodes 494 amino acids. Gene Ontology annotation, cellular component: neuron projection; cytoplasm. Gene Ontology annotation, biological process: protein phosphorylation. The record is from RefSeq and is a predicted model, not a curated record. Gene Ontology annotation, molecular function: ATP binding; calmodulin binding; calcium/calmodulin-dependent protein kinase activity. The transcript is spliced from 12 exons.